AUGUGUAACACCAGCUGUCCUCUGACUGAAAACCCUGCAGUCUACAUCUGGUACAAGAACAGAGAGUUCCUCUAUCAGGACUGGUCUCCCUGGUACCAACAGCUGGUCAGCAGUGAGAAAGCAGUCAGAUACUCCUGUGCUAUCAAAGGCUACGAGGAUCUCAGAGCCCCUCAAGUCUCAGUGGAAGUACAUAUCCAAAGGACUGCAGCUGAAGUAAACUACAUCAGACUGACCUGUAACACCAACUGUCCUCUGAUUGACUCAAAAACUGCCUUUAAGUGGUACCAGGGUAGAUCUUUAUACAGAUACAGGGAGAGACAAGAGCUUUUAGUUACCCGCUCCUCUGAUGAAAGCUUCUCCUGUGCUGUGAAAGGCCUUGAUGAUCUGCACUCUGCUGAAGUCUGUGCUGAGGAUAGGAACUGCUGGAGUGUGAAUUAUGUCAGCAGGAGAAUCUGUGCUCUGGAAGGCUCUUCAGUGAACAUUUCAAGUCUGAGAGUGAAGUUUACUCCCUCUGCAGUGGUGACAGAGGGCCAGAGAGUCACCCUGAGCUGCAGUACCAGCUGUCCUCUGACUGACAACACAACCUACAUUUGGUACUUCAACAGUCGACCUUUGACCCAGACAGAGAAGCAAAACAAACACCUGGUUCUGGACCCAGUCAGCAGUCAGCAUGCAGGAAAAUACUCCUGUGCCGUCAAAACCCUCCGCAACAUCAGCUCCUGUGAAAAGACUCUAACUGUCCAGAGUGAAAUGGGGAAAUGGACCCCAGCAGCAGCAGCAGCAGCAUCAGCGGCUGUAGCAGCAGCAGCUGCAGCAGGAGUCUGUGCUGUUCUCCUGGCUAUCACACUUCUGGUUGUCUUCUUUUGGAUUAGAAAACAGAGGGCUUCGGGUCAAUCUCCUAAAGCGGAAGCAACGGACAACACGGAGCAGCUAAACCCUGAUCCUGUGUAUGAAAACAUCUUAGCUCGACCAGGAGAGCAGGAAGAGCCUCACUAUAGCAGAGUCUACUUCUCUAAGAGCCAGGCAGAACCUCUUUACUCCACCAUCCAGCCACAUCAGCCCAAUCGACAGGAGCAUGCGGCUUAUGUUACUGUCAACUAGACCAGCACGACCCCCCAGUCAGCAUCUCUUACCAUUACAACUGAUUUGGGAUCUACUUAGUGGCCUAACUCAUCUUGAUCAAUGGUAAUAUUUUCAACAAGCAGCAUUUCAAGGCUUUUUUCCGCCCUCCAUUUCACUUCACUCCAUGCUAAUGUGGACCAGGAGUUCCUUAAAAGUACUGAGCCUCCCGAGCAAAAGCUAAUCACUUUGAAACAUCUGUCAGAAAAAAGCAGUGUUUCUGAAGAAGCAGUGAUCACUCAGCUAGCACGGAACAUGUGCAUGUGCUGAAAAUCUGCACAACAAAGAAAAAAUUUAAGAAGUGGCCUCAGUGACACCAUCACUGUUUUUCUCUACAAAACACCACAUGACACAAACUUGU
Messenger RNA from Sander lucioperca (pikeperch), 1480 nucleotides. Its product is annotated as carcinoembryonic antigen-related cell adhesion molecule 21-like. NCBI's taxonomy places the organism in Eukaryota, Metazoa, Chordata, Actinopteri, Perciformes, Percidae. The coding region runs from base 1 to 1101 and encodes 366 amino acids. The record is from RefSeq and is a predicted model, not a curated record. The transcript has 8 exons.